This is a messenger RNA of Hordeum vulgare subsp. vulgare (domesticated barley), 602 nucleotides long. Its product is annotated as 14 kDa proline-rich protein DC2.15-like. The transcript has a single exon. The coding region runs from base 63 to 425 and encodes 120 amino acids. The record is from RefSeq and is a predicted model, not a curated record. Lineage: Eukaryota; Viridiplantae; Streptophyta; Magnoliopsida; Poales; Poaceae.
UCGGAAUUCUAGCGUGAGCACGAAAGCACACGCAAUCGCUAACACUUGCUCCAUUGAUAUCGAUGGCCAUGGUAGCGAAAGCCGCGCUCCUCCUGGCCAUGGUGGUCGUGGCAAGCGCCACCUACUGUCCCCCGCCGCCGGCGCCGGUGCCGGUGCCCCGCUACGGCUCGUGCCCCCAGAACGCGCUGAAGCUGCACGUGUGUGCCAACGUGCUGAACCUGGUAAAGGCCAAGAUCGGCGUGCCGCCAACGGAGCCCUGCUGCUCGCUCCUCGAAGGGCUCGUCAACCUGGACGCCGCCGUCUGCCUUUGCACCGCCAUCAAGGCCAACGUGCUCGGCAUCCACCUCAACAUCCCCAUCGACCUUAGCCUCAUCCUGAACAACUGCGGCAAGAUCUGCCCCGCCGACUUCCAGUGCAUCCACUAGGGAAGCAAGAAGUGCACAGUACUAUCAAUCGAAUGGGGUGUUGUUUGCUUCCGUCUCAAGCCUUUAUUUAUUUGUUUCAUAAUUCUAUGCUGGCAAUCUGGCCUAUGUAUGUUCUUGCUUUCACAUGAGAGGUAGGAUUAUGAUCCUUUGGAAUUAAAUGAAGUGGUGAUUUCAUGA